AUGGCUCCUAAAAAGCGCAAGGAAGCUACUCCAAGCGAACUUGAAUACGAUGAUUUAGUAGAGCUCGCAAGUGAUACUGAAGAAAAGGGCGAACGAUACAAAGGUGGAGAAAAGGCCCUUCGCUUUUACCUGAAGGCUCUGGAUCUAUACAAUAUGGCGCUUAAACAGAAGCCAAAUGAUUUGGAUGUUGUGUUUAAUGUUUCGAGAUUACGGAUGGUUCUAGCUGAAAUGAAGGAUCCAGCUCCAUCACCGCAAGAAAGGACUGUGUUAUUACAUGACUCUGCAUCUGGAUUUAGAUUUAUACUAGCUACUGAUGCCAGGAAUGCCGAUGUCGGGUAUAUGCUUGCCACGACGCUAUUCGCGCAGGCUGAGAGUAGCUCUGAUGGUGUUAUGGAGAUGCUUGAAGAAGCUUCGUCGAUACUGGACUGGGUUUUUGUCGUCCAGUACGAAAAGUUUCAAAACGAUGCCAAAGAGCGCUCUGAAAUAUCUCCCGUCGUCGAAGACGCUCCUCCACAGCAGGAUAUGGAAACUGAUGAACCCGAUAUGAACGUAUACGAUACCGCUGUAAUCGAAGAAUCCGUCACCGAGAGCGUGCUGUCACAGACGCUUACCACGCAUGCCGAGAUACUGAUAUUGGCGUUCUCGACACUGCUUAACGAAGAACUAUAUCUUAAAGCUCUUGGACUGCUGGAUCGUGCUAGUGUGAUAUGUCCGUCAGAUAUGGAAGUGUGGGUACGGAAGGCUGAACUCGUAACCGCCAAACUGAAAAUCACGUAUAAUGUAGCGGAAGCGAAGGAAGCAUUGGCAUAUCUAGAUGCUGUUAUUGGACGUGAUGAGAAGUGUGUGGAGGCAUUGACUGAUAAGGGGGAUUUGAUGUGGCUGAUGGGUGAGAAUGGUGCCAGUGUUGCUGAAACACGCACGUUGUGGGCCAAAGCUGCGGAAGCUUAUACAGCUGCAUUGGCACUUGAGCCAUGUAUUGUAGAUAUCGCUAUGGCGCUUGCUGACUGUCAUCUUGGAAGGAUGAAGGCUUAUGAGGGGGAGAAUGAGAAGAUGGAAAAGACGAGAAGUGUACUGGCUUCCAACGCUGCAAUGUAUUAUCAGCGGGUUGUGAAUCAGGUGCCGACGCAUGGUGGCAGUUAUCUGGGGUUUGCGAGGGCUACCAGUUACAUUGUAGGCAGGGAGGAGGAGUGUCGGAAGGCGCUUAGGACGUUGAGAAAGAUGCAGCCGUGGGUGUGGAGUGAGAUUGAGUAUGAUGAUAAUGGGGUGCCGUUUAGUGAGAAUGUGAAGAGGUUGGAGUGGUUCAAGUUUGUAUGUCUCUGA
Molecule: messenger RNA, 1320 nt
Organism: Synchytrium microbalum
Lineage: Eukaryota; Fungi; Chytridiomycota; Chytridiomycetes; Synchytriales; Synchytriaceae
Exons: 3
Coding region: 1-1320 (439 amino acids)
Molecular function (GO): protein binding
Source: RefSeq, a predicted model, not a curated record